This is a messenger RNA of Westerdykella ornata, 1268 nucleotides long. RefSeq lists its product as uncharacterized. The coding region runs from base 226 to 1011 and encodes 261 amino acids. Lineage: Eukaryota; Fungi; Ascomycota; Dothideomycetes; Pleosporales; Sporormiaceae. The record is from RefSeq and is a predicted model, not a curated record. Gene Ontology annotation, molecular function: protein phosphatase inhibitor activity. The transcript is spliced from 3 exons. Gene Ontology annotation, biological process: regulation of signal transduction.
CCCCCCCUCCACGACGCCUGCCCUCACCGACACCCUCAAACAUCACCGCCCGCUACACACGCAGAUAGCUCAGAACUAUCUUGUUUCACAGCCCAACCGCCGAUACUUAUAAACAUCUCGUGCACCGCGACUGUACUCCCGCAACCCCCACCCAUUGCCCGACCUCGCCGACACCAUUUCAGGUCCAACCCGUUCUUCCAUCGUGGCCGCGAGACUCCCAGCAGCAUGACGCAACACGCAACUGUCCUUCAUUCGCCGCCUCACCACUCCGAGCGGCCCAAAGGUAUACUCAAGAAUUCCAGCACCUACCGGUCUAACACUGUCACGUCGCCAACCGGUGAGACGUUCGCCCAACGACCGGACCUGAACCGCGACAAGUCGGAGAAGGAGAUUGUCCUCGAAAACACGCUCAAGAACGCAGGCCUUCACCGCCGUUCGUCGUCCAAUCCCCGCGGUGUCAACUCUCGCCGCCAGUCGGGCACCAAUGUACAUGCCGACGACAGCAGCCCUCGACUGAAAUGGGACGAGGCUAAUCUAUACCUCACCGAGCAACAGCGGGACAGCACCAUGAAGAUCACAGAACCCAAGACCCCGUACGCGAAACAAUACGACCCGGCCGAAGAUGAAGCCGAAAUGGAAAUGCUGGAUGCAGAGAACAUCCAGGUCGACGAGCUGGAUCACAAGAAGCCGGCCAGGAAGCCGCGCAUUGACGAUAUUCCCGACUUCGACCUGGGCGAACCCGAACUCGAAGCUAAACCCCAUCACUCGCCAGAGAGUGAGAAGCGGGUCAUUGUCGACGAGCAUGCCGCUGGCGAGGAAGAUGUUGGACACCAUGGCGAAGAAUGGGCAAACAUGACGCCUGAAGAGCAGGAAAAGCAUCGCAAGUUCGAGGAAAUGCGGAGGAAGCACUAUGAGAUGAAAAAUGUCAAGAAUCUGUUAGGGCAUCCUGAGAACCUAGAUGACGAGGAUGACGACUCGCAGGAAGUGCCUCCUAUGCCAAACGGCCAAUAAGUCGACCUUCGGAGGGAUAUCAAUCUCUUUCUUUUCCUUCGAGCUCCAAGUCAAUUACCAAUCGAGCGGAGCCUGGCGUUGUAUGGAGGCUAUAAUGUCUGGUUGUUCACUAGUCGGUGCAGCUAGUCAUUCCAAGGCCGCUCCUCGUGAUUUUGCUGUUUUGUUGGGGUGCAUUCGGUGGAAGAUACUUGGUGCAUCAAACCGGCGUCAAUAUCGAAUAAUCCAUUUUUAACAAAUGUAUAACCUUAGCUCCUAUU